Molecule: messenger RNA, 273 nt
Organism: Botrytis deweyae
Lineage: Eukaryota; Fungi; Ascomycota; Leotiomycetes; Helotiales; Sclerotiniaceae
Exons: 1
Coding region: 1-273 (90 amino acids)
Source: RefSeq, a predicted model, not a curated record
AUGGUUUACAUGAUUGUCUACGAUAAUAGCAGUCUCUUUGGAUGUUGCCGUUGUGAAAAGCUCAUGCGAAGAUGGCUAGGUGGUGUAUAUAAAUGUAAAGCUGAUACGGACGAUUUUGCAGAUAAUUCUGACAUUGCGACUGAUCUCUCAUUUCAUAACAAACGAACCGGAAACUCUACAACAACUUGCGAUGCAAAGUCCGCAGAUGGCGCAUACUCUCUGGCCAAUAUCCUUAUUGAAAUCCCGUUCUCCAAUAACGCACGCAUUAUCUAA